UUGCUUCAAGUACGAGACAAAGGACAAAACGAUCUUUUCCUGCCUAUUUGGGUGAUCGUGCUCAUUUGCUUAGCUACUUUGGUGAUUUCUUCCUACUGCUCAGGGGCGAACUUCGCCUACAUGAGAAUGAGUAUAAACGAUAUGGCAUUGCUUUCGGAGACGGGAGAAGAGCCACAUAAGACUCACGCUCGGAAAAUAAUCAAAUACCGAAAGCAAUCCAAUUGGUUGAUAUGCACAAUGGCUCUAGCGAAUAUUCUUGUAAACACUAUCUUCACUAAUGGAAUUGCAGCCCUUGUAGAGCCUCAUAAGUAUGGUGAAAUACUUAAGUACGUCGUGCCAACAGUCUUAAUUGUUUUACUCGGAGAAAUGUUGCCACAGCUGUUACAGUCAGUGUGCAACCGAUUCGGUCUGGUGUUGGCGGCAAAAACUCGUCACGUCACGCUCAUUCUUUUCGUCAUUUGCGCUCCCAUAGCAUGGCCACUGAGCAAGCUGAUUGACUUCUUUCUGGGCAGAGAGGUGAGGGAAAUCUACUCUGAGGAGAAACUCAAAGCUCUCAUCAAAGUACAGGCGAAGAAAAUGGAAGAAGCAGCUCAAGAUAUUCUCGCUAGAAUAGCAGAUUUUCCAAAGAAAACCGUAGAAGACAUGAUGACCCCGAUGGAAGAUACUUUUGCCGUAAGCGGAAAUGAAAAGUUAGACGUUAAGCUAUUGGUGACUAUUCUUGAAAAAGGCUUCACACGGAUACCAGUCCAUGAGGAGAAGAAUCGCCUUCACCUAACUUCCGUUUUGAACGUGAAGGAUCUUGCAACGAUGACAAUUGAUCACAAAUCGACGGUCAAUGAGUUCAUGAGCAAGAUUGAUGACUCUAGAAAGCAGCUGCGAUUCGUGCUGGCUGCUCAGAAAGGAGAAGCUGUGAUGCAGGAAAUGAUGAAAGGAGAAAAUCAUCUUUGUGCAGUGAUGAAGUUUUGCUAUGGAAGGUACCGUAUCGUGGGUCUCAUCACUUUUGAGGAUGUUUUGGAGGAAGUUUUCGGCGAUAUCGAGGAUGACUCCGACAAAAUGUGGAACAAUCGUCGAGCCGGUGUUCAUAAAGACCAGCAGACGUUGGACUGGUUUCGCUCAUCCGAAACGGAACAGCUCAAUGGACUCGGAGUGAACGCAACGCUUAGACUAAUUCAGAGCGUUUUCGACCGUUGCCCUCUGCUAGUGACACUUGGCUAUGACGUCCUUCGGAUGAAAGGACUGCUGAGCGAAGAUAACCUCAGACAUGCGGAAGAGAACGAGGUGAUUACACCAAGAAGCAACAGGAAGAUAUUGAUCUUUUUCGACGGUACGAUUACUGUUGAGAACGGACAAACGCUUAUGUAUAGAAUGGAUCCGAAUCGAUCCGAUUUUCGGCCGUACAUUUGGGGAAAGUGGCUAGUGAAACGAAUUUUCAAGGUAUAG
This is a messenger RNA of Haemonchus placei, 1440 nucleotides long. Lineage: Eukaryota; Metazoa; Nematoda; Chromadorea; Rhabditida; Trichostrongylidae. The record is from the annotation of a GenBank genome assembly.